CGUCGAGAGCAGCUUCCUCACCGAGCAAGUGGAGAGCAUAAAAAAAAUCUCGGAGUACGUGAGCCAGCUCCGAAGAACAGGCCAAGGACAUGGGGUGUACCACUUGGAUCUCCAUCUCCAAAAUGCCGACAUAGAAGAGACAGUGUAGAAGAGGCGCAUUAGUGAUGACGUGGCACUAUGAUGACGUGAAAGGAAUAAAACCGGAACCAAAUUUCUAGGGUUAGGUUGUGGGAAGAGGAAGAAGAUGAGUGGCCAUAUCGCGCAGGAUUGGGAGCCCGUGGUGAUCAGGAAGAAGGGGGUCGCUGCCGGGCAGCGGCGCGAUGAGAAGGCCGUGAACGAGGCGCGUCGCAGUGGCGGCCCGAUCGAGACGAUUAAGAAGUUCAAUGCGGGGUCGAACAAGGCAGCGACAAGCACGCCGGGAAUUAACACCAAGAAGCUCGAUGACGAGACCGAGGAGCUCGCCCACGAGCGCGUUCCGACUGACCUGAAGAAGAACAUCAUCCAAGCCCGGACGGAGAAGAAACUGACACAGGCACAGCUUGCACAGCUGAUCAACGAGAAGCCUCAGGUCAUCCAAGAGUAUGAAUCUGGAAAAGCCAUCCCCAACCAGCAGAUAAUCUCCAAGCUCGAGCGCGCGCUGGGAGCCAAGCUUAGAAACAAGAAGUGAGUAGUUUCUCUUAUUUCCUCUUGUGAAAGUGUCGUAACUGUCGUCGUUGCGAACAAAACUAUGCUUUUACAAACAA
Messenger RNA from Selaginella moellendorffii, 743 nucleotides. RefSeq names its product multiprotein-bridging factor 1a-like. Gene Ontology annotation, cellular component: nucleus. The transcript is spliced from 6 exons. Gene Ontology annotation, molecular function: DNA binding. Bases 245 to 667 code for a protein of 140 amino acids. The record is from RefSeq and is a predicted model, not a curated record. Lineage: Eukaryota; Viridiplantae; Streptophyta; Lycopodiopsida; Selaginellales; Selaginellaceae.